Molecule: messenger RNA, 918 nt
Organism: Mus pahari (shrew mouse)
Lineage: Eukaryota; Metazoa; Chordata; Mammalia; Rodentia; Muridae
Product: vomeronasal type-1 receptor 90-like
Exons: 1
Coding region: 1-918 (305 amino acids)
Biological process (GO): G protein-coupled receptor signaling pathway
Cellular component (GO): membrane
Molecular function (GO): pheromone receptor activity
Source: RefSeq, a predicted model, not a curated record
AUGUUUUCAUUAAAUAAUAUCCUUGAUUUCCAAACUGGGCUUGGAGCUAUAGCCAAUAUAUUUCUUCUUUUUUUCUACACUAUGAUAAUCCUGUGUCACAGAUCUAAGCCCAUGGACUUGAUCUCCUGUCAGUUGACCUUCAGUCACAUAAUGAUGUUUCUCACUGGAGGGCAUGCUUGGCUUAAAGAUUUCUUUGGGUCAAUGAACAUUGGCAAUGACUUCAUAUGUAAGGCAAUUGCUUACAUAAACAGAGUGAUGAGAGGCCUCUCUAUCUGCAUCACCUGCCUCCUGAGUGUGUUCCAGGCUGUGACGAUCAGUCCCAAUUCCUCUUUGUUGGCUAAAUUUAAACAUAAACUAAAAACAUACAUGAUCUAUUCUCUCUUCUAUUUUUGGUCUUUCAAUUUGUCAUUCAGCAGUAACCGGAUCUUUUAUACUGGUGCUUAUACAAAUGUGAGUGAGACCAACCAGUUGAAGGUCACUAAAUACUGCUCACUUUUCCCCAUGAACUACAUCAUCAAGGGACUGAUUUUAACCAUGACAACCUUAAGAGAUGUAUUUCUUGUAGGAGUCAUGCUGACUACAAGCACAUACAUGAUGAUUAUCUUGUUCAGACAUCAGAGGCAAUGCAAGCAUCUUCAUAGCAUCAGCCAUCUGAGAGCCUCACCUGAGAAAAGGGCCACCCAGACCAUCUUGCUGCUGGUGAUUUUCUUUGUGGUCAUGUACUGGGUGGACUUUAUAAUCUCAUCCUCCUCAGUCCUGUUAUGGAUGUAUGACCCAGUCAUCCUGACUGUUCAGAAGUUUGUGAUGAAUGCCUACCCCACAAUUACUCCUUUGGUACAAAUCAGUUCUGAUAACAGAAUAAUCAUGAUGCUAAAAAAUAUGCAAAAAUUAUGUCACCAGAUUUUUAAAAAAGUGUAA